Messenger RNA from Labeo rohita (rohu), 1234 nucleotides. Its product is annotated as arrestin domain-containing protein 3-like. Bases 30 to 1214 code for a protein of 394 amino acids. Lineage: Eukaryota; Metazoa; Chordata; Actinopteri; Cypriniformes; Cyprinidae. Gene Ontology annotation, cellular component: cytoplasm; plasma membrane. The transcript is spliced from 7 exons. Gene Ontology annotation, biological process: protein transport. The record is from RefSeq and is a predicted model, not a curated record.
GUGUCUUUUUGGCGGACGUAGAAACUAAAAUGUCAAGAUCCAUCAAAGAGCUCAGUGUUCACUACGACCCUAUUAAUGAAAGUCAUACUUUUACUAGUGGGGAUAUUGUGGAGGGGCGAGUUGUUUUGGAAGUAACCAAAGAAAUAAAGGUGGACAGUUUUUUUGUGAAGCUGACGGGGGAUGCAGAUGUGCGCUGGACUGAAGGCGAAGAUGAAGACAAAAGGACUUAUAAAGACCAUGAGAGAUAUUUCAAACUAAAGCAAUAUUUCAUUCAAGAGAGCUCGAAGAGAGGACAAAGUGAAAAGUAUACAACCCUUGUAAAUGGAGAGACUUAUGGACCAGUGAUUAGACCAGGAAGUCAUGUUUUUCCAUUCAGAUUUCAGCUUCCUCAACAAAAUAUGCCUCCAUCUUUUAAAGGAUUUCAUGGCUGGGUUAAGUAUGUCUUGACAGCAAAGUUGAGCAGGUCUUGGAAGCCAACAUCUACUGCGUCUACAGAAUUAACCUUUGUGCCGGGAAAUUAUGGGACCAAUGAUCACUUACUGCAACCACAAUCUCGCACAAAAGACAAGAAGAUGAAACUUUUUGGAUCAGGAAAAAUGUCAAUGGCUGUAAAAACAGACAAAACUGGCUAUAUACAAGGUGAAACAAUUAGUGUUUUUGUCGACAUUGACAACUCUUCAUCUCGUGACGUCAAGCUAAAGUACAGCCUCAAGCAGCAACAGACGUUCAUUGCUGGCAGUAGCACAAAUGGAGGAUACAAGGAUAUAGUCAAAGAGACUAGAGAUCGCAUCCCAUCUGGAGAAAAGUCACAAUUUACAGUGGACCUGACUCUUCCACGUGAUCUGACUGUCACCAUUGAAAACUGCAGAAUUAUAAAAGUGCAGUAUGAACUCAAGGUCUAUCUGGAUGUGUCUUUUGCAUCAGAUCUAGAAGUCAUACUUCCUGUGGUUAUUCUUCUACCUGAACAACAGUGUCCUCCCUGGCAAGGCCCACCUGGAGGAUUCCAGCCUUAUCCACCACCUCAGCCUAACCUUGUGCCUGAUCCUGUUGAGCUACCUUCUCCAUCUGCAGGUCUUGACCCCAAUUUGUGUGACCCUGCAGUGGAGAACCAUCCAGGAGCUGCUGCAGGGGACUUUCCAAAUCCAAAUGCCUUCCAGCCUGGUUUCCAUCCGGCUCCUUUUGCGCCAGUUUUUAAUCUAAAUUUAAAGCACUAAAGAAUACUCCCCUAAUUUGC